Messenger RNA from Colletotrichum karsti, 729 nucleotides. RefSeq lists its product as uncharacterized. The record is from RefSeq and is a predicted model, not a curated record. The transcript has a single exon. The coding region runs from base 1 to 729 and encodes 242 amino acids. NCBI's taxonomy places the organism in Eukaryota, Fungi, Ascomycota, Sordariomycetes, Glomerellales, Glomerellaceae.
AUGCCUCGCAAACAUAAAUCCAAUCGCCGCUCAACCAAGCACAGACAAGAUGCCGUAGAUUCCGACUUCAGCGUGGAUAGACGCAUCGUAAAGGACGACUCCCACUCUCGGGGCCGAAGAGACCGCAGUAGCAGCAAGAAGCGAGUCAUCCCAGAUACGGCCGAACAACUCCGUCCGCGCAAGCAUAACAAACACCGCCGCUACAAACUUCGCGCGGAUAACGACGGCGAUUCCGCGAUGCCCCCGACGCCACCUUCAAGCCCGCUGCCUGCAGACGAAAUUCAACGCUCUUACAAACGGGACAGCAACGGCUCCAACGCCCGCAGACGCCACGUCCCGGAAAUCCCCACCAGACAAACCAAAACUUCGCGGGGCAGACAAGAGCCAUACGGCGAUUCGGCCAUCAAAAACUACCGCUUCCGUCACCAUGUUCUGUCCCUUCUCGACCAGCAACGAGAUGUCAUUGAGACGUGGGCGGACAGCGUCGGCGCCGGCGGUCCCGCGGAGCCGAUGGACUGGCAACCGGAGCAAGAGCGGAUCGUCUAUUUCGCCCGGCUCCCCGUGGAGGACAACUGCUACGAAAAUCGGUGGAGAACCGACGAGACGAAGGAUGAGGCGCCGGCGUUCCCGAACUUGGGGUCGUGGGCCAGCGAGCGGUGGCUCGAUGGGUCGAUGAUGUGGGGUGGUGCUCCGGCAGUUGGACCGGGUCUGGUGGAGGAGAUUGAAUGA